This is a messenger RNA of Chelonia mydas (Green sea turtle), 6327 nucleotides long. RefSeq names its product AKNA domain containing 1 (gene AKNAD1). The record is from RefSeq and is a predicted model, not a curated record. NCBI's taxonomy places the organism in Eukaryota, Metazoa, Chordata, Testudines, Cheloniidae. Bases 1768 to 5088 code for a protein of 1106 amino acids. The transcript is spliced from 20 exons.
CGUGGGGGAGGAAGGGCUGAGGGGAAGAGCCCGUUCCUGAGUGGAUUUGGGGGGAAGUCCUGCUCCACGCUCUAGCCAUGGGUGAGGUGAGGAGGUUGCCGGGGGGAGGAUCAUUUAGGCCCCAUGUCUCUCCAUCUAGGGAGGGAGGUUUGCUGCACUGCUGUAGCCUUCAGUGUAGCUGCUACGUAGGCCAAUAGGAGGGGUUCUGUUGCUGCAGUUACUCCACCUCUCUGACAGGUUUCAGAGUAGCAGCCGUGUUAGUCUGUAUUCGCAAAAAGGAAAGGAGUACUUGUGGCACCUUAGAGACUAACAAAUUUAUUUGAGCAUAAGCUUUCGUGAGAGUUGUCUACUGCAGCGGCACAGCUGCAUCACUGAAGAUGCUCAUGAUAUCUAUGCAGAUGGGGAGAGCUACUCCUGUUGGCAAAGGUACUCCACCACCCUGAGACAAGGUAGCUAUGUCAAAGAGAGAAGCCCUCCUGUUGACAUAGCACUUUAUACACCAGGAGUUAGGUUGGUAUAAUUGUGUCUCUCAAGAGUGUGGAUUUGUCACACUCCUGAGUGAUGUUAUACCGACAUAAAUUUGUAGUAUAGACCAGGGCUGAGAGCAGGUAGGUAGGUCGAAGGAAGAAUUUGUAUAUCAACCUAGGGUCUUCUACACCAGGGGGGUAGAUUGGCAUAGCUACAUCUCAUAGGUGUAGAUUUUUCACACCCCUGAGAGACUAGCUAUGCUGAUGUAAAUUCCCAGUGUAGACUAGCCGUAUGACAUUUAUAAUCUUUCCUUUUUCUGCUGACUCCACAGGCUCAGAACCAAACCUCCAUAGACCUGCCUGGGCUAGAGUUUUUGGUCCUGCUGUUAUCCAAAUUAUUGUUUUCUCUUAAUUAAAAUUAUUAUAAAUGCUAAUCUAGGCACUCCCACAAACAUUUGUUCCUGGUCUUGGGUCACCAUAGGCUGGGGCCUAAGAAUGAGAUAAUAUAAAUUAAAAACACUUUAUAUAUUUUAGUAUAUAAAAUAAAGUAAAUGACAUCUACAAAAAAAAUAGAAAUAAUGUAUUUAUGGCAUUGAAUAACCAAUAUAUCUAAAUUGCUGUCCCCACCAAGAACUGGAAAAUGUUUGUUUGCUGUGUUGCAGGGCCUUUUUGAAACCACUGAACCAUAACUGAAUGGAACAGUAAUAUUAAAUAGCAAGGUAUAUGGUUACACUUAUUGAGAAACUGCACUUGUACUCACCUGGCUGCGUUAGAGAUAGGGUUACAACCGAUGUAACCAGAUGCACCCACUGUGAAACAGAGACCUAUGUCACAUGUGUAGACUAAAGCAUUUAGAACUGGAAAAUUUAAUACCUACCUUAGGUAUAAAUUUCCAGAGCAUCUACUAUAACUCUAGCAGUGGUCUAGGAAAUGUAACCAUUCAUCUACAAUUGGUAUUAGGGAGUAUUUAUACUGUAGCUUUUUCAGAUUUUGUCCACUUAUUGCAGCAAUUCUGUUCAAGUCAGCAUUUUUAAUGACUGAAGUAAGUUUGCUUCUAUUUCUGCUGAAGUUUAUGUUGCUUUCAAAUAAGGUGUGAGAAUUAGUUAUACAAUAUCAUUCCUCACUUUGUGAGGCUAAGAAGAUUGCUGGGUAGUGUACUGAAAGAAUCUACAGUACUUUAUGUGGCAAAGUACAAGAGAACAGUAAUGGAUUCAAAGAAAGAGGCUUUGUUGGGAUCAUCCAACUUAAUACAUACAAUAGUAAAAGCUCUACAUGAAAGCUGAGGACCAAUGACAUGUAAAUGGAGUAUAAUCAAGACGUACAGAUUAGGACAAGUAAAAGCAGACAACUUGACCGACUGAAAAACAAAGUGAAUAACAUAUUAUUAGAUAACUUUGACUUUCCUGAGGAUGCAACUGAUGAGGAGCAAGAAGACUUACCUUAUGAUGGAGACCUAGAAAAAACAUAUCACCACAAUAAUGAAUCAAAUAAUUUGAAAGCCUGUGCUUCUGUAGAAAGCAUUUCUGAUAAUUUCUUAAAUUUGACCUGUUCUGAAAUUAACAAAAGUUUAAAAGAAGAAAUAAAUGAUGAAAGACAACAGCUAUCUCAAGGAAAGGUCUUCAGCCACCGUACACCUGCCACAAGAACAAAUGGAAUAAUGAUUGAAAUGGCAAUGGAAGCUCCUGUGGGUGGCAUGUCUUUCGAGACAGAAUUAUCAGUUGGAGCUUUUAGCAGCCCAGAUAGGAAGGAACAUUUCACCAACUCAAAAAUUUCUGAUGUUCUUUUGCGUCAUUUUUCCAAAGAAGAGUUAUCAAACGCAAGCCAAUUAAUUGAUUGUGAGACUAUCCCAGAGACAUCCUUUACUGAAAGUGUUGAUGAAACUGUCCUCACUAAACCUAGGAUUUCAGAAUGCACCAAGCCCACUUUACUAACAGAACAAUGGGCAAAGUAUUUUGAAGACUAUUAUUUGAACAGACAAGAAGAAACAUCUGAAGAUGAUUACAAAGAUAAAAAUUUGCUAGAUGAAAAUAAAUAUGUUAUAGAUGACAGAGCUACUUCUUAUGGUGUUGAGAAAGACUGCAUACAAGAAAAUUCACAGUUGAUAGCUGAAAAUGAAGAUACAAAUAAUUUCCAAAACAUAAGAAAAAAUCACGGUCAUCAAAAAGGUUUGUUUGAAAGAACAGGUUCCUCUCAUGAACUCAAAUAUGGCCAAGGCCAAGUUAAUUAUUGUCUUCCUGACUUCUCUAAAAUUGCUCCAAAAGUCAAAAUACCAAAAAGAAAUAGCAGUGAUAAAUCAGCUCCCAUAAUGAAAAGAACCAAAUUCUCGCCUAAUUUGAUUGGUAAAUCAGCAAUUGUGAACGAUGUUUUAGAAACUAUGAAUUAUUUUGAUUCUGUUGAAGUAAAGAAUCAAGAAGAAGAAAUGAGAAUUCCUGAACUUUUACAACAGCUAGAGUUGCUGACAAAACAUGCUGAGGCUCAGAAUCAUAUUGAUCAUUUGAGGUUUGAUCCUAAGAUAUAUCCUCAUUCAGCUUCUUCUAAUCCAAACCUUUCCAGUCACUCAAGAUGCAUGGGUGCAGCUUCUGAAGAGUUUAUAUUUCAUCCCCUUACUGUUCCUAUCCAGCCUAUGCUUGGUUUGUCUCAAGCAUCUUUUGCAGGAUUACAAUCUGGGAGAAUGAUUUCAUCAUUACUGUCAACCAGUGCAGAAGCAGAAAUACACUGUUUAAAUCAUAACUUGAUGCAAAAUACAACAAAAGGAGAAAAGAUGUCUCAAAUGCUAAAGGAGCAGGCAGAGCAACUGAAAGCUAAAGUGGAAGAAUUUUCUAAAUGUGUAAUACAGGAGGCCUUACCUUUGCAAGAUCGCUGUUUGGUAUUAAAGGAACUAAGAGGAUACCUUGAAACAUUGGAACGGAAAUAUUUAGCCACUAAGGAGGAGCAUCGUGGUUUACUGCUACAGAACUACAAUCGCAAAGCCGUAAGCGUUGGCGAGUUUGAUCCCGACAGAAAGGUGGAGGGGGAAAUAUUUAGGCUUGGUAUGCUGCUUGAAGAUGUCAAAGAGAAAAUUGAUGACAAUAUAUGUAGUCCAUGUCCCUCUUCAUUCACAACAUCUCCUACGUCUCCUUCGCUCGCUCCAUGUGAAUCUGUGCGUUCAUCCUGUUCUCAUCUUCGUGAGAGCCCUGUGGUUUCAAGCAUUAGUGAUCCUCCAGAAAGGUCUGCUACUGAAGUGAAUUUUCAUAAUAAUGAAAGGAACGAGGGAGAUAAUAGAAGUCAUGCUAUUGAUGUGAUCCCAAAGAAAAACAGUCAGCUUUCUUUACAAGAUGACAAUUGUGAUCCUUUUCCUGAAAUCCCAUUGGGAUUACAAAAAAGAGAUGCAUCUGCCUAUGUAAAAGGAAUGGAGCCCCUGGAAAAAGCAGGACUGCUAGCAAAUAAGCACUCUUCAGAUGUAAUGCAGUGCUUCCUUCCACCUGAGGCAGACAAUGGGUCUGGAGGCCUGGAAUCCCACAGGCAGCUUAUAUUAAGUCAGAAAUUUAACGCUGAUCAAGAAAACCCAAAAGGGAAUUUAAACUUCUGGCAAAUGACAUCUCCACCCAAAACCAAGCCUUAUAAUAUGUGCAAUUUGGAACACAAAAUUAUUAAUCUAAAUGUGCGGCAAGAGCAAGGUAAUUUAGCACAUCCCUCAGAUCAUUGUUUUUGUGGAAGGGUAGAAAACUGUUCAAAUGCACAUGAUGAUGCUCUAUAUCCUAAAUGGAAAAUACACUGGUCAAAAAAUGCAAACAAAGAACUUUGUUCCUGUUCUGUCAAUAGAAAUAAAAACACAGAGGACAGAAAAACUGAUAGUGAAAAGUCAAAAUGUGGACAGUAUUCAGUCUUCAUUCAAGAAAAAGCAGUGGCGCUAGAUUUGUCAGGCACUAACCUUUGCAGUGAUUCAGAAGACAUCUCAUUCUGUGAUUCCUUUCAUGAGUCACACAGUGAUGAAUUUCUGGAACACAGGACUAAAAAUUAUAAAACACGUAGAGCCGGAUUAAAAGAACAAAGCAAAGGUCUCAGCUGGAGGUGCAAUAGGGGAAACAGAGAUUGGUUUAAACUUGGGAAUUAUAAAGAAUUUGCUCAGUCCUGCACCUUAUGUAGAAAUAAAAACCUCAGCUCAACUCCCUUACAAUACAGGGAUUGGAAUAUAAAUUUCUGCACUAGUUGUCAAAGAAACAAAUGCAGCAGGGAAUCUGACAAGAAUAAUAUUGCUUCUUCACAGAAGAAAAGAAUUGCCACCGAUAGUGUUUGUACAAGUAAGCAACCAGAUCCAUUUGUAUACAGACUUUCUGACAAAGACAAUUUAGAGGCUCCCAAAACCUGCUACUCAAGGAUGCAUGAUACAAUUAUCUUGUCACCUCAAUACCUAGCCAGCAGGAAGGUUUAUGGAAGUAAAUCAAUGAUCAAUAUUAGAAACAAACACAUCAGUGAUACUGACACAAAGAUUUUAAACUCUACUUUGGAUCAUGCAAUACAGACUGCAACCAGUUUGAAGGAAACUACAGAACGAAUGGUACAAGUAGUUGCAGAAGAUCUAGCUAAAGUCAAAACUCAUCGAACUAAGCAGUUUUUUAGCUGGCCUGUUUCAAACAUUUGAAUUUGUCAGCUGAAAUGUAGAGACAGAACUCUGAGUUGUGAAAAAUUGGAUUAACAAAUAGUACAAAAAGUUAGGAGAGCAGCUGCCCUUAUGUGUGAUAUUAGCAACAGGUUAAGAGCAGAAAAACAUAUCAGAGUGCCAGGUUUAUAAACCAAGAGCCCUUGAAAGUUGUCACAUCUGUUCGUGAAGAAUGGCCAUAUAGCUGACUUCCCUCAGCCUUCAAUAAUGGUAGUUCUUUAUAGAAUUGCUCUCGGUAACCAAGCUUAGCUGUAGUUUCUAAAAUGUGUAAUUUGGGGCCAGGAGGAGAAUCUCUCAUUCAUCAGUGUGUUCUCAGCAGUAUCACAGCCCAGCUCUGUAUCCUGCUUGGUACUGAACAUCACAGAGGGAAAUAACUGAAACCCUUUGUUUCUGGAUAAUCUUUUAAAAAUGAGUUUUAGCUGUGACAUUGAAUAUGUCCUUCAAAAAUUGACAAAGAAUAGGUUGUAUUGUUAAGCAUACGCUUUUGUGCAUCUCAGUAAAUGCUCUUUCAUCACUCCUGUUUAUAUUCCAAAAUGUCAGUAUCUGUACAGUGACAUUCUUAGUAUCUGUUGGAUUUAGCUUUCAUAAAACAGCGAAUACAAGUCUUCAGCUAUUUCAGCAUUAUGAAUAAAAAAAUUGCAAAUGGGAUAAGCUUCUCCUAUGCCUGUACAGAAAUUUGUCACUAGUAAACUGAUUGUAUAUGUAUUCUGAAAUGCAGUGAGAGUGAUUUAGUGCAUGAAGCUUGGCAAUUAAGGACCAAUCACACAGAUACUACUAGCAUUCUUUUUAAUAACUUCACACAUUAGGGAGAUUAUAUUUUGUUAACUCCCAAAUAUGCAUGGGUAAAGGGGCAGGGGUCUCAUAACUGGCCUCAAAGAUUGUGACCAUAGUUAAAAAAAACAAAGGUCAAGUAUACUGAGUAAUACUUGGAAGAAGAUUGCUCUUACUUUUCCCCAUCUAGGGGUGGGUUAGAUGUCUGAACAAUGUUCAUCUAUACCGUGUCUAGAUUUGAUUUUGACAAAUAGAAACUAGUUGAGAAUUUGAAAGUAGAAGGCAGCUUGGGUCAAAGUGAUCAUGAAGUGGUAGAGUUCAUGAAUCUAAGGAGUGGUAGGAGGGAGAGCAGCAAAAUAAAGACAAUGGAUUUCAAGAAGGUAGACUUGAGCAAACUCAGGGAGUUGGUAGGUAAGAUCCCCUGGGAAGCAGGUCUAAGGGGAAAAACAA